Corapipo altera (White-ruffed manakin) is the source of this 2154-nucleotide messenger RNA. RefSeq names its product MPL proto-oncogene, thrombopoietin receptor (gene MPL). The record is from RefSeq and is a predicted model, not a curated record. The transcript has 11 exons. Bases 160 to 2154 code for a protein of 664 amino acids. Gene Ontology annotation, biological process: positive regulation of cell population proliferation; cytokine-mediated signaling pathway; hemopoiesis. Gene Ontology annotation, cellular component: external side of plasma membrane. Gene Ontology annotation, molecular function: protein binding; cytokine receptor activity. Lineage: Eukaryota; Metazoa; Chordata; Aves; Passeriformes; Pipridae.
UGCUGGCGAUGAGGUGGGGGGAGCCCCCAGCCAGGCUUCCUGAGCUGCACAACCACCACUUCCCAGAUAAAAAGUAUCGCCUGGAGGAGCCACAGCAGCUCCCAGGGCGCUGGGAAGGGCCGAGUACUGCACGUGUGGCCCCGGCACGGGGGUUGCAGGAUGGCAGCCUGCCUGUGCUGGGGCUGGCUGCUCUCGCUGAUCCCGGCCGUCCUGCUCAGCCUCCGCAGCCCACCGCCAACCCCUGAGCCAGUGACAUCCCAAGAUGCUGCACUGCUGGCAGGGGUGUCCGAGGACAUCCUCUGUUUCUCCCGCUCCUUUGAGGACCUCACCUGCUUCUGGAACGAGGAGGAGGAGGCAACAAGUGGAAUGUGCCACUUCUACUACUGGUAUAGCAGGGAUAUGCCCACAGCAUGCGUGGUCUCCACAUGGCACCAAGGGGCUGGCGGGAAGCGGCACGUCUGCGUCUUCCCCAGCCAGGACGUGCGGCUCUUCACCCAGCUCCACCUCCGCGUCCUGGAUGCCACCACAAACCAGACAAAGUACCGGCGGGAGCUCAGCGUGGACGCGGUGGGUCUCAUCGCCCCUCCAGUGAACAUCACAGUCCGCUGGGCUGGGGCUGCAGGGCAGCUCUGCGUGUCAUGGCAGCCACCGCUCGCCGACUACCCAAACUUCUUCCUCUACGAGGUGCAGUGCUGCCCUGCCAGCUCCCCAGGGAUGCCCUGCAGCACCACAUGGAACCCCAGUGGGGAGCACCCUGGGGACCCCUCCAUCCAGUCAACCAUCAGCACCCAAACACCCAGGGCUGGGGCAGCCACAGCCUCCCCGGGAGUGGGGCAGGGGCUGGUCCAGGCCAACACCUGGGUGGUGCUCCGGGACCUGCAGCCAGGGCUGAGGUACCACAUCCAGGUGCGCAGCAAGCCCGACGGCACCUCCAUGGAUGGCGUCUGGGGGCCCUGGUCGCAGGCAGUGGCUGCAGAGACACCCCACUCCUCCGGUGAGCAGCCACCCCCUCUGCCGGCGUGCUGGCAGGAACAGCGGGGAGGCACCCACGCCUGGGGCUGCAAGGGGUGGGGGGCCUGGGGUAGAGGCGAGGUGCAGCACCCAAGUUUUGGGGGGCCAAGGGGAAGCAGCCUCCUCCCCGCCCUGGCUCUCACCUGCCCAGGAGACAUCGGGCUGUGCUGCAGCACCCCUGACCUGCAGAAUGUGCGCUGCGAGUGGACCUGGGACCCCGCAGAGCCCCGCAGCUCCCACCAGCUCUUCUACCGGCCACCUCCAAGUGGGGCUGGCACAAGGGAAGCUGCAUGGCAGCAGUGCAAAGAGGUGAGCAUGGGGGCACAGGGCACCCACACCUGCACCUUCCAGCCCAGGGCUGGCAGUGCCAUCUCUGUCCUGGUGAACAUCACCCAGGCCCAGAUGCUGCCCACGCUCAGCUUCUUCAAGGAGCCCUUCUGGCUGCACCAGGCUGUGCUCACAGACGCCCCGCAGCUCGUGCAGGCGACAGCAUUGCAGGGCCGUCUGAGCCUGCAGUGGCUCCCGCCCCUGGAGGUGCUGGCAGAGCAGCUGGACUACCAGAUCCGCUACGCCGUGGAGAACAGCCAUGACUGGAAGGUCCUGCAGGUUCCACGGGCAGCCAGGAAAGAAGUCCUGGACCUCCGGCCAGGCAGUCGCUACCAGGCCCAGGUGCGGGCCCAGCCCGGCGGGCCGUGGUACCGGGGCAGCUGGAGCGCCUGGUCCGAGCCUGUUGUGGUUGAUGCCAUGGCCGAUGCAGGCUGGAUCAUCCCCAGCGUUACGGUGGUGCCGCUGCUCUUCACAGCGGUGCUCCUGGGGCUGCGGUGCACCUUCCCCUCCCUCUACAGCAACGUGAAGCAGAAACUCUGGCCGCCCGUCCCUGACCUGCACCGUGCCCUGGGCAGCUUCCUCCAGGAGAGCAGCAAGCACGGCCAGGCCAGCGCCUUCGAGAAGCAGCCGCCGGAGGAGGCCGUGCUGCCCUGCCUGCUGGAGGUGCUGCCGGGCCCGCGGGGCGAGGCGGGCCCACCGCCGGAGCACGCUGGAGGCCGCCUGCCCAGCACCGACAUCGCCAACCAGUCCUACCUGCUCAUGAGCGGCUGGGAGCCGCGGGGGGCCGCGACCGCGACCGCCCCCGCCCCGCCAUAA